This is a messenger RNA of Agrilus planipennis (emerald ash borer), 1046 nucleotides long. Its product is annotated as Y+L amino acid transporter 2-like. Gene Ontology annotation, molecular function: L-amino acid transmembrane transporter activity. The transcript has 6 exons. Lineage: Eukaryota; Metazoa; Arthropoda; Insecta; Coleoptera; Buprestidae. Gene Ontology annotation, cellular component: membrane. Bases 1 to 948 code for a protein of 315 amino acids. The record is from RefSeq and is a predicted model, not a curated record. Gene Ontology annotation, biological process: amino acid transmembrane transport.
AUGAAGAAGUGGGAAGAGAAGUUGCAAGGGGUUAAAAACAGUAGAAGGUUGAGGAGGAAGAAGGUUUAUAUAGAAGGACAUACUGAGCAUUUUGAAGAUGCAUUUAAAGGAAAGUAUUCUCCCACGGAUAUAUCUUUGGCAUUUUACUCUGGACUGUUUGCUUUCGGUGGGUGGAAUUACUUGAACUUCGUUACAGAAGAACUGAAGGAUCCAUACAAGAAUUUACCAAGAGCUAUCUGGAUAGCUCUGCCCAUAGUGACGGGAGUGUAUGUCCUUGCAAAUGUUGCCUACUUUGUAGUCCUUUCUAAGGAAGAAAUACUCAAUUCACCUGCUGUGGCAGUAUCUUUUGGAGUAAAAACUUUUGGAAAUUUUUAUUGGGUUGUACCUAUAUUUGUAGCGUUGUCUACAUUUGGCGGAGUCAAUGGUGUUCUCUUCACCUCAGGAAGACUCUUUUUAGUUGGAUCUCAGGAGGGACAUUUACCCGAACUUUUCUCUUUUAUUCAUGUCAAGAGGAUGACUCCCGUUCCUUCACUCAUCUUUACAUGUGUCACAUCCUUAUGUAUGCUUUUCGUUAGUGACAUAUUUAUCCUAAUUAACUACUACAGCCAAAUUCUGUGGCUUUCGAUAGCGGCAAGCAUUGCUGGGAUGUUGUGGCUGAGACACACACAACCAAAGAUGGUCAGACCUAUCAGGGUUAAUACUAUAAUACCAGUAUUAUUCAUAGCAUGUUGUUUGUUCCUUGUCAUAUUCCCCAUACCAUCAUACCCUAUGAACACUGUCGUAAGCUUAGCUAUUACACUUUCAGGCAUUCCAGUAUACUACCUUUGUGUUAAACAAGCAAAACCGAAGUUUUACCACCGCUUUAUGAAAAAACUAACGGUAUCUAUACAAUGCGCACUAGAAAUUAUACUUCCUGACGAAAUAGGACAUAAAUUGUCCGACGCUUGAAUAUGCCCAAUUUAUUAUUGUGUAAGCAUUGUAAUUACUGUGCUUUUAUAAUUUGUACAUUUUGUUUAUUUUAUUAAAAAUAAUUUGUCAAAAGUUAA